Drosophila sechellia is the source of this 1646-nucleotide messenger RNA. RefSeq names its product protoporphyrinogen oxidase (gene Ppox). Gene Ontology annotation, biological process: heme biosynthetic process. The record is from RefSeq and is a predicted model, not a curated record. Gene Ontology annotation, molecular function: protoporphyrinogen oxidase activity, oxygen as acceptor. The transcript has a single exon. The coding region runs from base 117 to 1544 and encodes 475 amino acids. Gene Ontology annotation, cellular component: mitochondrial inner membrane. NCBI's taxonomy places the organism in Eukaryota, Metazoa, Arthropoda, Insecta, Diptera, Drosophilidae.
CCUGAGUUUAUUUUGCUCUGAACGAUCGAAGCCGGCAUAGAAUUCUCCGUCUGCAAACCAAAACUAGUCUGAAUCCUCUGAGGGAUUCGGGAGCAACAAGAAUCAGCAGAAGGAACAUGUCGACGGCCGUGCUGGGAGGCGGACUGAGUGGACUGUCCGCCGGAUACUACCUGUUGCGGCGAUUCGGGAAGCCGCUGACCAUCUACGAGGCCUCGCCCCGUGUGGGCGGAUGGGUGCGGUCGGAGAAUCGAAAGGAUCGCAACUUCAUCUUCGAGAGCGGACCGCGAACCAUACGCCCAGUUGGCGAGCCAGGUGCCAAUACGCUGGAACUGGUGGAGGAGCUGAAGCUGGAGGUGACUCCCCUUCGACGCAGUCAUGUGGCAGCACGCAACCGAAUGCUGUAUGCCAAGGGACAGCUGUGCAUGCUGCCCAACAGUCCUAAGGGUCUCUUCGGCGUCCUACCUCCCUUCACGAAGCCGCUAUACAAAGCGGUGCUCCGCGAUCUGUUCACGGCAAGCAAGAAGGCCAAGCUGGAGGAUGAGAGCAUCUACAGUUUCGCUGAGCGGCGGUUUGGUAAGGAGAUAGCCGACUACGCCAUCAGUCCCAUGAUCUGUGGUAUUUGCGCCGGUGACGCGCGAGAAAUAAGCGUGCGCUUCCUGAUGGAGGGACUCUUUGAAAAAGAGCAGAAGUACGGAGGAGUGCUUAAGGGCACACUCAUUUCUCGCUUUGAGAAGAACAAGACCAAGGACACCAAGGAUGGACUGUUUGCCGAGGGACAGCCAAAGCUGUAUGCGCAGGCGUUGAAGGAGAAGUGGGCCAUGUACGGGCUGCAAGGCGGUCUGGAGAACCUACCUAAAACUAUGCGAAAGUAUCUAGGCGAGCGGGAUGUGAACGUGCAGCUAAGCAACGAAUGCCGGAACCUGACCUUCAGCAGCUCUGGGGUUCGAAUGAACAUCAAGGAUGCCGAAGUUCCGGUGGAGCAUGUGGUCAGCUCCCUGCCCGCCUACAAGCUGGCGCCCCUGGUAAAGCAGCAGCAUCCCUCGCUGAGCGCCCAACUUUUGAGCAUCCCGUACGUGGAUGUGCUGGUAGUGAACAUGCAGUUCCCCGGCAAGCUACUCAAGCAGGACGGAUUUGGAUUGCUAGUACCGCCAGUAGAAAAGUUGCCUCUGCUGGGCGUCAUCUUCGACAGCUGCUGCUUCGACAUGGGCGAGAACACUGUGCUUACCGUGAUGAUGGGUGGUCAUUGGUUCGACCAGUGGUUCGGCGAUCGUCCCAGCCCCAAACAGAUUCUAGACUUGGCCACCAGCCAUGUGCAGAAAAUGCUGCAGAUCCGCGAGGAACCCAAAUUCAGUCGAGUGCACACACUGCACAAGUGCAUCCCGCAGUACACUGUGGGCCACAAGCGGCGCGUUGAGGCCAUUCGGAACUACAUCAAGACUUACAAACUUCCACUGUCUGUCUGCGGAGCAGCUUACGAUGGCGUGGGCAUCAACGAUGUUAUCCUGUCCGCCCGGCGACAAGUGGAGGCCAUACCCUUGUCCUAAAUCAACCAUUCCCUUCUAGCACCCUUCUUUUCCAUUGAUGAUUCUGUUGUAUUUGUGUAAGCUGGUUUUGUGAAUAGUAAAGUAGGUCCUUUGUACAUAGAA